This is a messenger RNA of Gamsiella multidivaricata, 2319 nucleotides long. Its product is annotated as 5-methyltetrahydropteroyltriglutamate-homocysteine S-methyltransferase. The record is from RefSeq and is a predicted model, not a curated record. NCBI's taxonomy places the organism in Eukaryota, Fungi, Mortierellomycota, Mortierellomycetes, Mortierellales, Mortierellaceae. The coding region runs from base 1 to 2319 and encodes 772 amino acids. Gene Ontology annotation, molecular function: zinc ion binding; 5-methyltetrahydropteroyltriglutamate-homocysteine S-methyltransferase activity. The transcript is spliced from 3 exons.
AUGGUUCACGCUACCAACUUGGGUUUCCCCAGAAUCGGUGCUCAACGCGAGACCAAGAAGAUCGUCGAGGCCUUCUGGGCUGGCAAAGUCAACGAGCAGGCUCUCGACGAGGCUGCCGUCAAGCUGCGUGCCGAGAAUUGGAAGCUCCAGCAGGGACAGGGUCUCUCUCAGAUCCCUUCUGGCGACUUCUCCUUCUACGAUCAUGUCCUUGACCAUUCCGUCAUGUUCAACGUCAUCCCCCAGCGUUUCCGCCAUCUCGCUGCUGGCCACGAGCGCAACUUUGCCAUCGGACGUGGUAUCCAGAAACCGGCUACCGAGACCCAGGAAAAGGUCGACAUCGAGGCCCAAGAGAUGAAGAAGUGGUUUGACACCAACUAUCACUACAUUGUCCCCGAGUUCGAGGCCAACCAGACCUUCCACCUCGUUGCCCAGGCCAAGACCGUCCAAGAGUUCAACGAGGCGAAGGCCCUCGGUAUCCACACCCGUCCCGUCGUCCUUGGUCCCCUGUCCUUCCUUUUGCUUGGUAAAGCUGCCAAGAAUUCCGCCGGCCUUGAGCUCAUUUCCCUUCUCCCCAAGGUCCUCCCCAUCUACGAGGAGCUCUUUGCCAAGCUCGCUGAGGCUGGUGCCGACUGGAUCCAGGUCGAUGAGCCCAUCCUCGCCCUCGACCUCGCUCCCAGUGUCAUCGCUCAUUUCCAGGAGACUUACACUCGUCUGACCGCUGCUGCUCCCUCGCUCAAGUUCUUGAUCGCCACCUACUUCGGCCGCAUUGGUGACAACGUCUCCUUCAUCAAGGACUCUGGCGUUGCUGGUCUUCAUAUCGAUCUCGUCCGUGCCCCCGAACAGAUCGAACAUGUCAUUGCUAACCUCAGCCAGACUCAGGUCCUCUCCCUCGGCUUGGUUGAUGGCCGUAACAUCUGGAAGACCAACCUCGCCGAUGCCCUCAAGCUGGCCCAGACCGCUGUCGCUGCUCUCGGCUCGGAGCGUGUCUUCAUUGCUCCUUCUUGCUCUCUGUUGCACACCCCUGUAACCCUCCGCUUUGAGAACCGUCUCAAGACUAAGAACCCUGAACUCUAUGACUGGCUCGCCUACUCCGAGGAGAAGUGCAAGGAGGUCCAUACCCUCGCCCAUGCUCUCAACCACGGUGUCGAGUCCGUCAAGGCUGAAUUGGAGGCCAACGCUGCUUCGAUCGAGGCUCGUCGCACUUCCUCCCACACCACCAACAGUGCCGUUCGUGAGCGUCUCGCCGCCAUUGCUCCCGACCAGCUCCGCCGCCGCAGCGAGUUUAGCCAGCGCCAGGCCCAGCAGCAUGCUGCUCACCCUCUGCCCGAGUUCCCCACCACCACCAUUGGCUCCUUCCCCCAGACCAAGGAGAUCCGUUUGGCUCGUGCCAAGUUUACCAAGGGCGAGAUCGACGAGGCUGCCUACCAUGACUUCAUUAAAAAGGAGAUCGCAUACUGCGUCCAGGAGCAGGAGAAGCUCAACAUCGAUGUCCUCGUCCACGGUGAGGCUGAGCGUAACGACAUGGUUGCCUACUUCGGUGAGCGUUUGGAAGGAUACAUUUUCUCCGAGAACGGCUGGAUCGCCUCCUACGGUUCCCGCUGCGUCCGUCCUCCAAUUAUUUUCGGCGAUGUCUAUCGCGAGAAGAAGAUGACAGUCGCUGAGACCGUCUAUGCUCAGUCCCUUACCAGCAAACCCAUGAAGGGCAUGUUGACUGGCCCCGUCACCUGCUUGCAGUGGUCCUUCGUCCGCGAUGAUAUUCCUCGCUCAGUCGUCUGCACCCAAUUGGCCCUUGCCAUCCGUGAUGAGGUCGUUGACUUGGAGGAGGCUGGUAUCGUCCACAUCCAGGUCGAUGAGCCUGCCAUUCGUGAGGGCCUUCCUCUCCGCUCUGUCGAUUUUAAUUUCUACCUCCAGUGGGCCGUCGACGCCUUCUUGCUUUCAACCACCGGUGUCAAAGACACGACCGUCAUCCACACCCACAUGUGCUACAGUGAUUUCCAGGACAUCUUCCAGGCCAUUCGCCGCAUGGAUGCUGACGUCUUGACCAUCGAGAACUCCAAGAGUGACAUGAGGAUCUUGGGCGCCUUCUCGACUCACGGCUAUGCCGCCGAGAUUGGACCUGGUGUCUUCGACAUCCAUUCUCCCCGUGUUCCUUCCGUCCAGGAGAUGAAGGAACGUGCCGAUGCCAUGUUGCACUACAUUCCCCGCCGCAACCUCUGGAUCAACCCCGAUUGCGGUCUCAAGACCCGUGGUUGGAAGGAGGUCCGCGAGUCAUUGACCAAUAUGGUUGCUGUGGCCGAGGCGCUCCGUGCCUCUGCAUAA